AGCUGCCGGUUACUCAUUUAAAUAUGAUUCUUUUCGAUCGUGCGCCAGUUUAAAUAAAAAAUUACUAUACCUUUACACAUCUACUCUACAGCCUUUGACUAUGUAUUAUGUUUUAAAUCUUAAAAAUUUAAUGUAGUUUGUUUUCUCGGUCACGUGACAGGAGACGAAAGGGCGUUGUCGAUUGUGAAGAACAGCACAGCUCAUCUCAAGGCAUUCAGUGUCUCUGCAGACAUGGCCGCGUGUGCAAGAGCUGCGACUGUCAGUAUCUUUUUAUUCCUGACGAAGGUGACGCUAGCGACACCUGCCACCACCCCUGCGCCGUGUCUGACGGAAAAAGACUGCGCUGUGCACACUUUGACGAUCGAGGUUCUGCAACAGUUGAUGAACAGUGCUGAGGUCAUCCUGAAGAACUCCAACUCAGGAACGGCGGUCCAACCAGAGGCAGGAUCGUCCGACGCUGCUGUAGACGGAUCAGCCACCCACAUCCUCCUGCGCCGAAUGGACAGCGAACUGACGGAGCUGAGGAGAAAAGUUCUCAGCUUAGAGGCAGGAAACAGUCAGACCACUUCCCACCAGCAGGAGAUUAACAGUAGCAUAGUAAAUCAGGUGCAGCAGCUUCAGGAUGAAACCAAAGAGGUGAAGAACCAGCUGCUGGGUCUGUCUCAGCAGGUCACCCAGGCCCUUCAAGUCCCAGUGGCUACGUCCGGAAGAGGACUGGAAACACAGAGCGGCCACGAUACCAGUAUAAGGCCUCAGGACUGCUACGACCUCCUUCGAUCAGGAAGAAACGAAAGUGGCAUCUACACAAUUUACCCUCAAACAUGUGGACUUCCGGGUGAAGGGGUCGCCGUCUGGUGUGACAUGGGCGAGAAAGAGGUCGACGAAGGUGGAUGGACUGUUGUCCUUCUUCGGCGACCUCUCAGUACCCAAGUGAACUUCAACAGAGGAUGGCGCGAUUAUAGAAUUGGAUUUGGCAGCCCAGACACUGAAUACUGGAUAGGUAACGACGUCCUCCACGCCGUCACGAACGGAGCAACCCAAGUGCUCCGGGUGGACAUGACCGACUGGGACGGGCAGUCCCGGUACCAAGAGUACAGCUCCUUCCACGUCGCCGACAGAGAUCACGAGUACAGCCUCCGACUGGGGACGGGAUCCGGGACUGCAGGGGAUGCCCUCAAACGUCAUGAUAACAUGCUCUUCUCCACUCCCGACAGAGAUAACGAUAUUGAUAGUUCUCGUAACUGCGCAGUUACAUACAGCAGUGGCUUCUGGUUUAAUAAAUGUCUCUACGUGAGUCCAACGAACCCACUUCUGAGCAAGCAGAAAAACGCGAAGGGGAUAAUUUGGAACACGUUCCACUCUGACUUGACCACGCUGCAACGCGUCACCUUUAAAGUGAAGCCAGCUAUGUGUUAUAGUGGAUGAUUUCUCUCAGUCAUAAAUCUUAAAAACCCAGUGUCAAUCCAUGCGCAACAAAACUUGUUUCAAAGGACUGUAAAGGGUGACUGAGAGAAAACUAAGAAAACAGAGAAAUUUGUAAAUUGCGAAUAAAUAGUAGUCUACUGGGUGUUCUUCAGCAAGCGACCUUGGUGGCUUCCCUACUCAUUUACAUAACACCAGAGUACUGAAGAUUAUCUAAUAAAUCCAUGAAUGUUCUUGUCUUUCCUAAGCUUACUCAAAGUAACAGGGAAGAAGCCAGGCGGAUGUGGGAAUGCUCAAAUUUAUACAAAGUUUCCUUAAUCUGGGAGAAUUUCAAAAACAAUAAAUGUCUCAUAAUGGACUCCUGCCCCUCCUCUCUCAGACGGUUCUAAAUGGUGAAAUAGGGAGAAGACACCAUUACAAGCCUUGAAGAGGUCUGUACUAUCUUCAAAAGGCACUUCUGUGAAACACCAAUGCCCCAGAAGGCACGACAAUCGUGGCCAUGGUCAGGGUUACAAAGCUUCAUAUCUCCAUGACAUCUGAAAAAUGGCUUCAUUAGUGUAAAUGAAGUUUCUAUCUCUUACAGCUCAAAAUAUAUUGCGAGAAUUGAAGUCGAGUAAUAAAUGUAUAGAGAAUAAA
This is a messenger RNA of Macrobrachium nipponense, 2058 nucleotides long. Its product is annotated as fibrinogen-like protein 1. The transcript is spliced from 7 exons. The coding region runs from base 232 to 1425 and encodes 397 amino acids. The record is from RefSeq and is a predicted model, not a curated record. Lineage: Eukaryota; Metazoa; Arthropoda; Malacostraca; Decapoda; Palaemonidae.